AGCCAUGUUUGAAGUUAAUAUGAAAGAACGAGAUGAUGGCAAUGUUACUAUUAGUAAUCUAUCACCCAAGGCAGUGAAAGCUUUUCUUGAUUACGCUUACACGGGAAAAACAGAGAUAACAAAUGAUAACGUGGAAAUGCUCUUCCAGCUGUCAUCAUUUCUUCAAGUUUCACUCCUUUCCAAAGCUUGCAGUGACUUUCUAAUAAAAAGUAUCGAUCUUGUCAAUUGCUUACAGUUGCUUUCUCUGUCAGAAAGUUAUGGUUCUGUCCGCUUAUUUGAUCAUGCGCUCGAUUUUGUACAGCAUCACUUUUCCCUGCUACUGCGAUCAAGUGACUUUUUGGAGAUGAAUUUUGAGAUAUUACAAAAAUGUCUUGAAGCUGAUGAACUAAAUGUCCCUGAGGAAGAAUCAGUGUUGAAUGCUGUUCUUCAAUGGACCAAACAUAACAUAGAAACACGACAGAAAUAUCUGCCUAAUUUGAUCAAAAAAGUGAGGCUACACCAGUUACCUGAAAAGACUUUGCAAGACUUUCUGCAUUCAGAAGAAUAUUUACUUAAAAGUGCUAAUUGUUCAGUAAUAAUCAAUGAUGCAGUCAAAAGUGUGCAAGACUUCAGCGGACUAUUUCCAGAUGCACGUCCUUCAACAACAGAAAAAUACAUAUUUGUUCAUAAAACUGAUGAAGACGGAGAAAACAGGCAUACAUUUUGCUACAACAUCAAAACAGAUAAAUGGAAAGAACUACCACAUACACACAUGAUUGAUCUUCCAGGGUCAAGCUUAUCUAGCUACGGAGAGAAAAUAUUUAUAACUGGAGGAUGCAACGGGAAUUGUUACAGGACAGUCAGGCUUCAUAUUGCUGAACCGUUUCAUGAUGCCACUGACCAAACCUGGUGCUACUGUCCAGUCCGCAAUGAAUUCUCCAUAGUGUCAGCUAUGAGAAAACCAAGGACAAUGCACACAUCUGUUGUCACCUUAAACCAGUUGUUUGUAAUAGGUGGAAAGACCAGAGGAGCUCAAGAAACCCGGAGUCUUUUGGAUGUAGAAUCAUAUAAUCCUCUCUCCAAAGACUGGAAAUCUGUAAGCCAAUUACCAAGAGGUAUCUACUAUCCAGAAGCAAGUGCAUGUCAGAAUAUAAUUUAUGUCCUUGGCUCUGAAGUGGAGAUUACUGAUGCCUUUAAUCCGUCUCUUGACUGUUUCUUUAAGUAUAAUGCUAUGACUGAUCAGUGGUCGGAGCUUGUAGCAGAAUUUGGGCAGUUUUUCCAUGCAACUCUAAUCAAAGCUGUUCCAGUGAACUGCACGUUGUACAUAUGUGAUCUCUCCACCUACAAAGUCUACAGCUUUUGCCCAGAAACCUGUGUUUGGAAAGGGGAAGGAUCUUUUGAAUGUGCUGGCUUUAAUGCAGGGGCAGUUGGAACAGAAGACAAAAUUUAUAUCUUAGGCGGUGAUUAUGCUCCAGAAGAAAUCACAGAUGAAGUUCAAGUCUACCACAGUAAUAGGUCCGAGUGGGAAGAAGUUUCCCCAAUGCCAAGAGCCUUAACUGAAUUUUACUGUCAGGUCAUUCAGUUUAAUAAAUAUAGGGACCCAUGGUCAUCUGUAAUGACAAUUUGCUCUGGAGAAUUUUGAAAUUCUU
Messenger RNA from Phasianus colchicus (ring-necked pheasant), 1628 nucleotides. RefSeq names its product kelch repeat and BTB domain containing 3 (gene KBTBD3). The record is from RefSeq and is a predicted model, not a curated record. NCBI's taxonomy places the organism in Eukaryota, Metazoa, Chordata, Aves, Galliformes, Phasianidae. Gene Ontology annotation, molecular function: protein binding.